UGGGAAGACUAAAAAAACUGAGGGAUGGGGGGCCCUGUGCCUUUCCCAAGAGGCUGCUCCCAAAAAAACCCCCCAUCCUUGGGCGUUUCUGGGGCAGAGUGGGAGCUGGAGCAGGGGAUGCACCUCAGUCACUACGGGAGCAAACGGAGAGUUGGCAACUCCUCCCUGGGGCUGCUGGUCCUGCAGUGGCUCCCUUUUCCCAGGAAAGCCUGGGAAUGUGGAACUGCUGCACCUUGCUGCUGGAAUUUCUUGGCUCAAACAGCAGCGAAAUUCCAGCUGCUGCCCUGCCCGGGGUACAGCCUGGAAAAAGGGAAGGGAUCCGGAGCCUGCAGCGCUGCUUUAGGUCAACCCUUCCCUUCUCUGUGCAAUAAAUGGAUUAAUUUGCUUUUUAUAGAGAAAAAAAAGACUUUUUUUCCCCCUUUUUUUUCCCUUUUUUUUUUUUUUUUACUUAUCUGCACCUUGUGGGCAUUUUGUGGGCCGUGCUGGCAUUCCCAGGUUGGUUUUGUGUGGAGACAAGCUGCGUGCUGGAAUUCCAGGAGGGAGGUUCUGUGCCAGAUCCAUGGUCUGUGCUCCAUUCCCAGAGUGGUUUUGUAUGGAUCCAACCUCUGCUGGAAUUCCAGGGCGGUUCUCUGCAGAUCCGUGGUCUGUGCUGGAAUUCCAGGGUGGUUUUGUAAGGAUCCAACCUCUCUGCUGGAAUUCCAGGGUGGUUCUGUGCAGAUCCAUGGUCUGUGCUGGAAUUCCAGGGUGGUUCUAUGUGGAUCCAACCUCUCUGCUGGAAUUCCAAGGUGGUUCUGUGCCAGAUCCAUGUCUGUGCUGGAAUUCCAGGGUGGUUCUGUGCAGAUCCAUGGUCUGUGCUCCAUUCCCAGAGUGGAUUUGUAUGGAUCCAACCUCUCUGCUGGAAUUCCAAGGUGGUUCUGUGCAGAUCCAGCUGCUCCAGCUGGCAGUGCCAAGCACUACACUACUUUUCCAAAGGAGAAUCCCUGUUUCCCAGGGCACUCCCAGGCCCCCACUAACAGUAUUAACCCUGGGCCUGGGGCUCUUAAACCUGAUUUAAACCCGGGAGGGUCGAGCUCAGUCCUUGCAAGGAUUGGAGGGUGUUUGUGUAAAUAAUAAAAGUAUGAAUAAAACUGAAAUCUCUGUAUUUGCAA
Messenger RNA from Neopelma chrysocephalum (saffron-crested tyrant-manakin), 1148 nucleotides. RefSeq lists its product as uncharacterized. The transcript is spliced from 2 exons. The record is from RefSeq and is a predicted model, not a curated record. NCBI's taxonomy places the organism in Eukaryota, Metazoa, Chordata, Aves, Passeriformes, Pipridae. Bases 25 to 1110 code for a protein of 361 amino acids.